AGCAGUCCCAAGAUGGGUUUACGAUUGGGAGACGAGGCGCCGAACUUCAGAAGCGAAACUACACAGGGCGAGAUUGAGUUCCAAAAAUGGAAGGAGGGGGUUUGGGCUAUCUUGUUUUCUCACCCUGAGGAUUUCACACCAGUUUGCACAACUGAACUUGGGCAGGUCGCGAAAUUGAGGGGCGAGUGGGAGAAGCGUCAUGUCAAGGUUAUUGGGCUAUCCUGCAACGACCUCAGGAGCCACGACAAAUGGAUCAGCGACAUCGAUACAACCCAGGUAUACUUCCCCAUCAUCGCCGACCCCGAACGCAAAGUAGCCACCCUCUACGACAUGCUGGACUACCAAGACCCCUCCAACGUCGACAAAAAAGGCCUGCCCUUAACCGUCCGCUCCGUAUUCAUCAUCGACCCCUACAACAAGAUCCGUCUGACAAUGACCUACCCCGCCGUAACCGGCCGCAACUUCACAGAGAUCCUGCGUACAGUCGACUCGCUGCAGUUGGGUGACAAGCGACGCGUGGCGACACCGGCUGGGUGGAGCGGGUUGAGCGACGAGGUGAUUAUUCAUAAUGGGGUUAGUGAUGAGGAGGCGUCGAAGCUGUUUCCCGGGUUCAAGACCGUGUUGCCGUACCUUCGCACUACGAAGAUUGCGGAAUGA
This is a messenger RNA of Fimicolochytrium jonesii, 657 nucleotides long. RefSeq names its product cysteine peroxiredoxin. Lineage: Eukaryota; Fungi; Chytridiomycota; Chytridiomycetes; Spizellomycetales; Powellomycetaceae. Gene Ontology annotation, biological process: cell redox homeostasis; cellular oxidant detoxification. The record is from RefSeq and is a predicted model, not a curated record. Gene Ontology annotation, molecular function: peroxiredoxin activity. The annotation marks the transcript as partial. The transcript is spliced from 3 exons. Gene Ontology annotation, cellular component: cytosol; mitochondrion.